AUGGAUCACUUGUCGGCGACGACGAGUGAUCGUUAUCGAGCACGGUUGCUCGAUUCGUCAAGGAUCCAUCACCUUGACCCCAGCGCGAAAAACUAUCGCGCUGAGUAUGAUUUCUUCAUCGAUGCUUUCUUCAGACAUCGAUGGUACAGUGGGAAUCACAAGCGUGAUGGUCCCUCGCUGCUUCAAGCGUGGAACGCCUACAUCCAUAACCUUGAGGAUGUAGGUCGUGACGCUUGGAACGGCAAACUUAUCAAAGCUCGUGAUAAGUCUGAAAAGCGAACCCCGACAGGUGCACGCUACAAGCUGCAUCGUCUGUCAAGGGAGAAAGGAUUACCCUGUCUCUCCUGGGGAGACUCGUGCCCAUGUUGUGUAAACAACUCUGGGCGCGCACCUAAGGAGGCUUACCUCCUUACUAGCCCGUGGUGGCGCGUACGUAUCUCUAGUGAUACGUACGAAGGGAGUGACAACCUGAAAUCCCUUUACGACCGUGCCGGGAAGACUUUCUCCGGCGGUCCUUCUGCGGCACAGGAUGUGCCGCGUCGUACUGCUCAACCAGACCCAGUACGUCAAUCAUCAGUUGGGAGCGGGGCUCCCAAGUAUCCCAGGACGGAGGAUAUCCGCGCCACCGGACGAGACAACUCGUCCGACGUCCGUUUAUAUCGCGGUGGUUCAACAGCUGCUCAACCAGAUAGCGCUGGCCACCGCGAGAGUCCUCUAACGGAGGUGGAGGAGGAGGAAAGACGAUCUCCACACUGUCGUGGGGAUCCGUGUGUUCCCGAGAGCUUCUUUGAUCGCGUAACGCAAGGGUUACGCGGCGAUCUCGAACAUGAGCGGGACAGGCGUCUUCAACUGGCGGACACUGUCUUGAGGCAUCGAGCUGAGUUUGCGUUUGCUCAUCUUGAGAACGAGAGAGCUCUGGCAUCUCUGCGUGAUGAGCUAAGGGUAGCUCGUGGGGAUAUUGAUCGGUCUCGGGCUGAGAUAACUGCUCUUCAGACCCUUGUCGAUGGCCACCAUCGGGAGCACAAGGCUCUCUGCGAGAUGCUUGAGCGCAAGGGCGUUCUUCAUCGGAAGAAGCAGCGUAAUGAUGGUACGGUUUAA
Molecule: messenger RNA, 1098 nt
Organism: Peronospora matthiolae
Lineage: Eukaryota; Oomycota; Peronosporomycetes; Peronosporales; Peronosporaceae
Source: the annotation of a GenBank genome assembly